CUCAUCAUCUGGAAUACUAGUGCGCUGAAAUGAUCAAUAAUUGCAGCCACGAGACAUCUGUAGGUUUCUAUUGGCGGGUAGUCCUGCCGGUGGAAGGGGUAUUCUCGCCAUGGCCCUUUUCUGGUCUACUGUUCUUCUCUGAAACAGAUCGUUCAAAACAAUGCGUCAGAAUUCCCACGUUUCAUUCUUUUCGUAUUGUUGAAACACAUGUUUUUGUUACAGCGGUAUUUCUGGCAACGCGUUAAAAACGGUUAUUCAGUACUUCACUUUCUUUUCGGUGUCAACGUCAGACAUAACCUCAUGUCAAGACAAU
Molecule: messenger RNA, 313 nt
Organism: Aspergillus welwitschiae
Lineage: Eukaryota; Fungi; Ascomycota; Eurotiomycetes; Eurotiales; Aspergillaceae
Exons: 1
Coding region: 30-245 (71 amino acids)
Source: RefSeq, a predicted model, not a curated record